Messenger RNA from Schizosaccharomyces osmophilus, 924 nucleotides. RefSeq names its product DASH complex subunit Ask1 (gene ask1). The transcript is spliced from 3 exons. The record is from RefSeq and is a predicted model, not a curated record. Bases 1 to 924 code for a protein of 307 amino acids. Gene Ontology annotation, biological process: attachment of spindle microtubules to kinetochore. Lineage: Eukaryota; Fungi; Ascomycota; Schizosaccharomycetes; Schizosaccharomycetales; Schizosaccharomycetaceae. Gene Ontology annotation, cellular component: DASH complex; mitotic spindle; mitotic spindle pole body.
AUGAAUCAACUGGAAAGAUUAGAGAGAUUGGAACAAUCAAUUACAUUGGCAUUGUACGAAAUUGAUGCCAAUUUUGCGAAAUGUAAUCGAACAGUGUCGACUCGAAUUCUUCCAAUCGUCGAGAACUAUACAAAAAGUUGCAGUAAUAUCUGGGAGUCAUCUAAGUUUUGGAAGCAGUUCUUUGAAGCGAGCGCAAGUGUCUCUCUCUCUGGAGUCGAAGAACCAGUUCAAGGAGCAGAGAAACCAAAAGAAGACUUUGUUCCGUCUGAUUUGAAAUAUACGAGCAGUACCGAUCCCAAAAUCGAGGAAAAUGAGGAUUCUACAGAAACAUUCUAUCAAAACAUCCCUUCUUCUUUUGGACACGAAGCUUUUGAACCAAAAGAAGUAAAGGACGAACAACUUACACAAUCUACUCCCAAGAAAGAUACAACAUUUGAAAAUCUUUCUUUGGAAAAUGCAUCUUUAACGCCGAUACCUGCACGUUUGCAAACACCAGCUCGAAAGAUCGAUGCUGCCAAUGCUCAACAUACUGGACGUAGUGCUUUGUUGCAUAGGGUGCUGGACACAAACUGGCACGUCCAAGUAACUCCUCACGAAAGGAAGAAAUAUGAAGACAUGGACAUUGAUUCUUCUCCUUUAAUGUCUCCUUCUCCAAUUGCCAUGAAAAUGGAAACGAUUUCAGCACCUGGAGAAAGAACAUCGAAGUCUGCUUUGUCUAUGUUUUCAGAAUUCGAACAUGAAAGCAACGAUAGCCUUAUGCCAAAUGGAAUGUCGCCUCCAAAAACCAUUCAGUUUAGUCCUCAUUCGUUAGGUGACUCAUUCCAUCCCACCGAUGGUGAGCGAAGUCUUUCUUUACAAAGGAAAUUUGAUGCCUUGAACGAUUCCAAUGAGAAUAUGAUAAAAGAGGAAAGUUGGGAACUUUAG